AGACUUUGUUCUACCCGGAAAUCUUAGCGCUUACACAUGUACCCUGAAUUCGUUUCGGCACGCCAUUGUGGGAAAUAUUUACUUUCACACCACUGACUCCUUGCUGAGAGCGUACCUUCAAAGUCAUCCCGGGUGAAAUAAAGAAAGAAAUAACUACCCCACAAUGGCUACGGACUCCUGGGCACAAGCAGUGGACGAGCAGGAAGCCGCGGCGGAAUCGAUCGGUAGCCUCCAAAUAAAGGACAAGCCAGAGGAAAAUGGAACGGCUGCGAAUGCAACAGACUCCAGCAGUGCUGCUGUCAAGUCAGAAGUUGCCGUAGAAGAAAAGGGAACCGAUGAAUAUGACAACGACAAAGAUGACAAAGCGGCACAGUCAUUAUUGAACAAGCUCAUCCGGAAUAAUCUCGUCAAUAACACAAAUCAAGUGGAAGUUCUUCAGAGGGAUCCCAACUCUCCGCUCUACUCUGUUAAAUCCUUCGAGGAGUUGCGACUCAAACCACAGCUGCUUCAGGGCGUGUACGGCUUGGGUUUCAACAGACCAUCCAAAAUCCAGGAGACUGCCUUGCCUAUGAUGUUGGCCGAACCUCCACAGAAUCUGAUUGCUCAGUCACAGUCGGGAACAGGGAAAACGGCUGCCUUUGUCCUGGCAAUGCUCAGUCAUGUAGAUCCCAACAAAAGAUAUCCCCAGUGCUUGUGUGUGUCACCCACCUAUGAACUGGCCCUUCAGACUGGUAAGGUAAUCGAGCUCAUGGGCAAACACUAUCCUGAGGUCAGACUUGUCUACGCCAUCAGAGGAAACAAAUUGCAGCGGGGCAUGAAGCUGGAGGAACAGAUUGUUAUUGGCACACCAGGUACCAUGCUGGACUGGUGCGGUAAAUUCAAAUUCAUAGACCCCAAGAAGAUAAUGGUAUUUGUGCUUGACGAGGCUGAUGUCAUGAUCGCAACACAGGGCCACCAGGACCAGAGCAUCCGCAUCCAGAGGAUGCUGCCUAAAAACUGCCAGAUGUUGUUGUUCUCAGCCACAUUUGAAGAGACCGUGUGGAACUUUGCCCAGCGCAUUGUGCCUGAACCCAACAUCAUCAAGUUGAAGAGAGAGGAGGAGACUCUGGAUACCAUCAAACAGUACUAUGUGUUGUGCAACAGCAGGGAGGAGAAGUUCCAAGCGCUCUGUAACAUCUACGGAGCUAUCACCAUCGCCCAGGCCAUGAUCUUCUGCCAUACAAGGAAGACUGCUGGCUGGCUUGCUGGGGAGCUGUCCAGAGAGGGCCACCAGGUGGCGCUGCUCAGUGGAGAGAUGCAAGUGGAGCAGAGGGCUGCUGUCAUCGACCGCUUCAGAGAUGGCAAGGAGAAAGUCCUGGUCACCACAAAUGUUUGUGCCCGAGGCAUUGAUGUGGAGCAGGUUUCUGUGGUGAUCAACUUUGACUUGCCAGUAGACAAGGAUGGUAACCCAGACAACGAGACGUACCUGCACAGGAUUGGUCGCACGGGACGAUUUGGCAAAAGGGGAUUGGCCAUCAACAUGGUGGACAGCAAGAUGAGCAUGAACAUCCUCAACCGGAUCCAGGAGCAUUUCAGUAAGAAAAUUGAGAGACUGGACACGGAUGACCUGGACGAAAUUGAGAAGAUUGCCGGCUAAAAAGAGCGGCUGUCUAAGGAUUGUAGGCUCCUACGGUGUUUUAUGCUUUUAUUUUUUUAGCUGUCGGAGAAAAGAGCAAAACCACAAAGACGGCAUAUGAUUGCAUGUGGAUACGUCUCCUCUCAGAUGAGUGUUUUGUAAGUCUCCGGAACAUACCCAAUUUCACUCUUUGUACUUCUUUGAAUAAAGUCUUUGAAUAAAGUCUA
Molecule: messenger RNA, 1842 nt
Organism: Gasterosteus aculeatus aculeatus (three-spined stickleback)
Lineage: Eukaryota; Metazoa; Chordata; Actinopteri; Perciformes; Gasterosteidae
Product: ATP-dependent RNA helicase DDX19A
Molecular function (GO): nucleic acid binding; RNA helicase activity; ATP binding
Source: RefSeq, a predicted model, not a curated record